Molecule: messenger RNA, 1800 nt
Organism: Syzygium oleosum
Lineage: Eukaryota; Viridiplantae; Streptophyta; Magnoliopsida; Myrtales; Myrtaceae
Product: isovalerate--CoA ligase AAE2-like
Source: RefSeq, a predicted model, not a curated record
GAUGAGGUGUGUGUGGGAGGGGUGUGGGGAACUUGUGAGUGAGUGUAAAAUAAGUGUGUUUGUAAUCGAUAUUUUAUAAGUAGUGAAGAUAUUUUGCUGUUUGGAGAAAUAGCAACACAGGUCUCACUCAACAUGGAGGGUCUCGUCCGUUGCUCGGCCAACCACGUCCCUCUCACUCCCAUCAGCUUCUUGGAGCGGUCGGCCAAGGUCUACAGAGACGUGACCUCGGUGGUGUACGGCAAGGUGAAGUAUACUUGGAGUGAGACUCACGAGCGGUGCCGUAGAGUGGCCUCUGCUCUGUCCCGGCUGGGAAUUUCCUGGGGCGAUGUGAUAGCCACCUUGGCUCCCAACGUCCCUGCGGUGUAUGAGCUGCAUUUUGGCCCCAUGGCUGGAGCGAUCCUCUGCACGCUCAACACCCGGCACGACCCAUCCAUGGUGUCGGUUCUUCUGAAACAUUCGAGAGCCAAGAUCAUUUUCGUGGACCAUCAGCUACUUGAAGUUGCUCGCUGUGCAAUUGAUAUGUUCAACAAGACAGAAACAGAACCCCCGAUUGUAGUCCUUAUUUCUGAAUCGGAUGAUUCGGUUCCUUUUGCAUCUUCAGGCAUUUGCGAGUAUGAAGGACUUGUGGCCUCGGGGUCAUCCGAUUUCGAGGUGCGCCGACCACACAGCGAAUGGGAUCCUAUCAGCAUAAACUAUACUUCCGGGACGACAUCACAGCCCAAAGGAGUUGUCUAUAGCCAUAGAGGUGCGUAUCUAAAUUCCAUCGCGACAUUUCUUCUUCAUGGGAUGGGCCCGAUGCCAGUUUACCUGUGGACAGUGCCUAUGUUCCAUUGCAACGGAUGGUGCUUGACUUGGGGAGUGGCGGCACAAGGUGGCACCAACGUGUGCCUCCGAAAAGUCUCUCCGAAGGGAAUAUUUGAUAGCAUUGCUAUGCAUAACGUAACUCACAUGGGAGGAGCGCCGACUGUCCUGAAUAUGAUUGUUAACUCAGCGGAAGAUGAUCGACGGCCUCUUCCUCGCAAGGUGGAAAUCAUGACGGGUGGUUCGCCGCCGCCUCCACAAAUCCUAUUCAAGAUGGAAGAGCUUGGUUUCGGCGUAACGCACGUGUAUGGCUUGACAGAAACUUACGGCCCAGCGACGUACUGUGCGUGGAAGCCUGAGUGGGACUCUCUGCCCUCUGACCAAAGAUCGAACAUCAAAGCUCGACAAGGGAUGCAACAUCUUGGCCUCGACGAAGUCGACGUCAGAGAUCCGGUCACAAUGGAGAGCGUUCCUAGUGAUGGUAAAUCUCUAGGAGAGAUCUUGUUCAGAGGAAACACUGUCAUGAGCGGGUACUAUAAGAAUCAGGAAGCGACGGAGAAGGCAUUCGAGGGCGGAUGGUUUCAUAGCGGAGACCUUGCCGUGAAGCAUCCCGAUGGCUACAUCGAAGUAAAAGAUCGUUUGAAAGACGUUAUAAUUUCGGGAGGAGAAAAUAUAAGCACCGUGGAGGUGGAGACGGUUCUGUACAGCCAUCCGGCGGUUCUAGAGGCCGCGGUGGUCGCGCGUCCCGAUAGUUUUUGGGGCGAAAUGCCUUGCGCAUUCGUGAAGUUAAAGGAGGGACGUGACGCCGAUGCUCAGGAGAUCAUAGGAUUCUGCCGAGAUCAUUUGCCUCAUUACAUGGCUCCUCGUACAGUCGUGUUCGAGGAUUUGCCAAGAACUUCGACCGGAAAGACACAAAAGUUCAUUCUGAGGGAAAAAGCAAAGGCCAUGGGCAGCCUCUCAUGAACCAAGCAUUUCGCAAUCUCUCCCCAGAACUUGUGU